Molecule: messenger RNA, 3637 nt
Organism: Anneissia japonica
Lineage: Eukaryota; Metazoa; Echinodermata; Crinoidea; Comatulida; Comatulidae
Product: pleckstrin homology domain-containing family B member 2-like
Exons: 5
Coding region: 226-960 (244 amino acids)
Biological process (GO): regulation of cell differentiation
Cellular component (GO): membrane
Source: RefSeq, a predicted model, not a curated record
CUCACAAAAUGACAUCAUUUAUGUAAAUAUCAAGUAGUUCCGAUUUUUAUCGAAGAAAAAACGUAAAAAGAAAACAUCACGCGCAUUUUGUAUUGAUCGCGAGGUGUAAAGAUAAACGUUUUAAUUCUAGCCUAACCUAGGCUCCAGUUUAGACUAGGCCUAUUUCUAAAACGUCUGCGGAGUUUUUAUUUAUUGCUCUCGUUCUGAGAACCUUGACUGAUAACCAUGGCGACAAGUGGUGAAGCCGCCAACAUUCAUGGUGUUGUGAAGUCAGGAUGGAUGCAAAGACAAAGUGAUUUUUUAAGAAGAUGGAAGAGGCAGUAUUGUGUGUUGUAUUCUGAUGGCGGGUUUUCAUAUUUCACAGAUGAAACACGCAAUGACUCACAAGGUGUUAUUAAUCUGCCCUCCAGAUGCUGUGCGAUCAAUAUUGGGCAUGAGGUACGUGACGUUGAUCCCCCAGCUGACAGAACUAAUAGCUGUCUGAUAGAACUUAAGACGACGUCAACAGGUAAUGUUGUGUUUUGUGCUGACUCCCCAGAUGAAGCAGUUGCUUGGAAAAGCUCUCUCACAGAAGCGAAGCUUGCCAACACCCGGCAAGAUAUGCCGCAGCAUGUCCCACAGUUUAAUCGCUACUCCUAUAGACCGUAUGAUGCUCCGCCUCCAUACUCGUCGUGCCAUAGGGGCGGUCGCGUCGUCCAGACCACCACUACUUAUCCAGAUGGUACGCAGGUUGUUAAUAUGAAUAACGGAUAUCCCCGGCAAACCCGGAUGUACUCAUACCCAGGUCAGACCUAUUACACAACCUAUCAAGAUCCAAAUACAAUAGUGUCAAAUCCAGCCGGCACGAACACCACUGUUAUUUACAACCAAGACCGACGUAAUAAUACCGACGCUGCAUUUGGAUUCGCUACAGGAGCAGCCGUUGGCGCAUUGAUGUUUUCCCCAAUUUUAUUUUGGUAGCAGUGGUUUCAUAUUACUACUUUCAAUAUACGGAAGCAUCUUUCUUUUUCUGUUGUAAUCACUGUUAUGGUGAUUGUGAUUAUACAGUAUUGGAAUACAGUACAGUAAUUAUUUUUGAAAAGUUUUAUGAGAAAUAUGUGCAAUGCUCUGGCGCAUUCCAUCAUUAUUGUUGGAUUUUAAUGAAAUCAGAAAUUAUCAAUCCCUGUUAAUUGGUAUUAUGCAUGAAAUUUUAAUAAGCUAUAAGCAAAAGUGAGUUAAGUGACCCAAUGUAAAAUAAUGUUAAUAUUAAUAAUUUAUCAUUCAUAGAAUAAUGUAGUGUAUCAUUCCAAUUAAUGACCCUGCUUCUAGUUUAACCAUGGUAAUUGAUUGUAUAUUGAUUAUUUUCUAAUAAUUAUAUUAAAUAAUGAUUUUUUUUUUAAUUUUUUUUUUUCAUUUUUUUUUUUUAAUAUUGAAUAUUUUGUUUGGAUAUUGAAUAUCAGUGGCGGAUUCAAGAGGGGACCCAGUCGGCCCAGGCCCAUUUCCGACCAUCUAGAGAUGCCAUAAUCAUACAUUUUCUUACCCAGCCCCAACAAUGGUUGGGCUGAGGUUGUAUAGAUCCUCCAUCUGUGAAAGUCUCUCUCUGGGCCCUCUCUAUUUCAAAUUCCUGGAUCCGCCACUGAAUUAUGAUUAUUUGCUAUAGAUUAUUGGCUUUUGCUAAUUUGAUUAUUAUUGAUUGAUUAUUGGCUAUUGUAUUUUCAUUGCUAAGGAGCAUUAUAAUUUAUGAAGUAUAGAUAUAUCAAUGGUUUGUGAAAUCUAAUGUAAGAAAAUAUGUAAAUAAAAUAAUUUUAUAACAAUAUUAAUUAUUGAUAUACUGUAAACAGUAAAUAGGUAUAACUAUGCUUCAAUAUGUAGAUAGAUUAUCAUACUGGAUUAGUUUGAAAAUAUAUUAUUAGUGUUGUAUAAUCCCAUGUAGAUCAAAUGUAUGUUAUCACAUUUUAUGUUAUCUGAUUGCAUGUUGUAUGCUGGUUGCAGUUCGAUGCCUUGUAAAUGUGGUAAUCACCUUUGUUGCCUGAUCAUAUGUUGGUGAUAACAACUUAUCAAUUGUCUGAUCACAUUACUGUAUGUUGGUGAUCACAUCCAUUGCCUAAUCCUAUAUAUUGCUAUUGACCAUAUGUCAUGACUUGCCUGAUCACAUCAUUUCAUAUGGUGCCGAUCACAUUUUACCACUUUAAAUACAUGUUAUGUUGACCAUAUGCUUUCAUUUGUCUGAUCACAUGUUAUAAGUUGGUGAUCUCAGGUUAUAUAUUGGCGAUCAAAUCCCAGCUAACAAUAUUACGUUCUAAGAACGUUAUAAUAACGUUACAUUUUGGAGAUAAAAACGUUAUUUUGUAGAACGAUAUGUACGUAAUUAUAACCUAAUUUCACAACGUUGUGUGAAUGUUAUUUUGUGACAUCUAAUCGCAACAUUCGCAAACGUUAUAAGAGCAUUUUGUGUUUGCUGGGAUGUUAUCAGUUGCCUGAUCACAUGUUAUAUGUUUGUUGAUCACAUGUUAUAUAUUGGUGAUCACAUGUUACCAGUUGCCUGAUGACAUGUUAUCAGUUGCCUGAUCACAUGUUAUAUGUUUAUGAUCACAUGUUAUAUGUUGGCGAUCUUAGGUUAUAUGUUGGCGAUCACAUGUUACCAGUUGCCUGAUCACAGGUUAUAUAUUGGUGAUCACAUGUAAUCAGUUGCCUUAUCAUUUUAUAUGUUGGAGAUCUUAGGUUAUAUAUUGGCAGUCACUUACGGUAUUGACUACUUGUUAUUCAUUGUCUGAUCACAAGUUAUAUAAACUAUCUAAAACGAUUGUUUAUAAUAGGUUUAUAACACAUCUUGAAACAAAAUGUUGAUCACAUGUUAUCAGAAUUGUGUUGCAUCUAGUGGCCAAGUAAUUACAACAGGAGGCAGAUCAGUGGCGGCACCAGGAUUUCCCAGACCGGGUGUUCAAAGUCCCCGACAAGAAAAAGUGGGCGUGGUCGGGCGUCGGUAAAAACCUUUAGAAAGUGGUCUAGAAGGCGUAGCUCCCCGAAAAUAUUGCAAUUUAGGGGUUUCAUUUCAUUCUAUUAAUAGGCCCUAUGUAUAAAAUACAUAUAUAUUUUUUUAAUUUAUUUUUUCUCCCCGACGAAUUGUGGUUUUUCUACCCGAAGGGGUGGGGGGAAGGAGGGGUGCUGUAGCCCUGCCUAGCCCCCCCCCCCCUAAGGCAGAUUAUUUAUAUGCAAAUUAAAUGCACAUUAUAAUUGAACUUAAUUUAUCUACCAAUUGUAUUAUGCAGAGUUAUAAUUACUACUGUACAGGUAAAACAGCUUUAAUUAUAGUUAUCAGACAAUUAACAAAAUACAUGUUUUGACCUUAAUUAACGGGUCACUACAUUUGAAUAGGAAUACCAAUUUCCAAAAAUAUUCUUUUUUCACUGUGAGUAUUGCAAAAGCAUUAUUUUAAUUUUUUUUUAAGGCCAUAAAUGUAUACUUAUUAAAUAUGUAUUAGAUAAUGGUUUGUGCUUAAAAAAUAAAGUGAAAAUGUAUUUUUUGUGUAUUUUUCCUUAGAAACAAAAUGGAUCUCUGACACCAUUGACUGAUCUCAUAUUGACUUUCCCCUUAGCAGUCGUUCAGAUAAUACUUGCUUCCGUCAUGUAUACUUGUAAUUAUAAUGAUAAGAAUAUCA